AACCCUCCCAUCUGUGCCUGUCAAUCAAGAAGCUCAGGAGUAGCUGGCUGUUUCUGAACUGGUAACCAGCGACAUAUGAACUUCUCGUCUGCAGGAGACACGACUGAGAGACCAAACCAGGCUCUGGCUCAGGGAGACGUCGGGAACUGAAAUACAAACAACUGAAGCAGCAAAAGAAAAGAUAUCACAAUGUCUUAUGAACGGAUUCUGUCCAUUGAAAAUUUAAGUGAAGUUUCAAACCCAUGGAAAGGAAUUACUAUGAACCGCUGUUUGGUGGUGGCACUGGCUGUUCUACUGGUGAGCUCAGGAGUUAAUGAAGUACACGAAGCUCUGGAUUAUCUGGUGGAGGAGUCUGGAAUUGUUCCGUUGUACAACAGUCUGCAGAGUGGCUCUUUACCACGGAUUUCCUUAUGGGACAGUCUGGUGAGCUGGUGGGGAUCUGAGGAAGUUGGAGCAAUAAGAAGACGGAGAAAGCCAAUGGGCCACAAAGUCAUCCUGAAACCAAAAUCUAAAGAAUAAAAGCACAAAAUACACCUAAAAGAUGACUAAUCAGAUCUCAUCAGCUGUUUCUGACUCCUGACUAAAACAUCACAUUUAAUCAUUAAGUUAUUUUUAUUCUGCUUCAUGUUUCGGUUCAAUCGUCAAGAGCUCAGUUUGAUUUAUCUGACAGGAAAAUGAACACAGAAAAACACUGUAAUGAAAAACCUUGGAUUGAGUGGUUUUAAAAUUCUUUUAUUGAUCUUGUAAUAAUCAAUGAAGGACUGAAGCUAUCAUUUAAAGAGAGUAUGUUGCAUCAUUUCUGUGAAAAUAAAGUCUAAAACGAUCUUUCUAA
Molecule: messenger RNA, 832 nt
Organism: Nothobranchius furzeri (turquoise killifish)
Lineage: Eukaryota; Metazoa; Chordata; Actinopteri; Cyprinodontiformes; Nothobranchiidae
Source: RefSeq, a predicted model, not a curated record